AUGUCAUCGUACCCCUCGACGCUGAGCAAGCCGCCUCCACCGCUGCCGGAAAAGGUUGUCCUGCUAUUCCCGCAGCCGUCGGUGCUGGUGGUGGUGCUCAACAACCCGCGCGGGCUCAACUGCCUGUCGAUCGCGGUGCACUGGGCCCUGCACCACCUGCUGGAGUGGUACGACGGCGAAGGGUCGCUGCGGUGCUGCGUCGUGACGGGCCAGGGGCGGGCGUUCUGCGCGGGCGCCGACCUCAAGGAGUGGAACGACUCGAACGCGCGGCGCGCCGAGGGCCGUCAGGGCGGCGAGCGCGUACUGCCCAACAGCGGGUUCGGGGCCGUGAGCCGCCGCGCAGGCAAGAAGCCCGUCAUCGGUGCGGUCAACGGCCUCGCCUUUGGCGGCGGCAUGGAGAUGGUCGCCAACAUGGACUUGGUCGUCGCGGCCAAAUCUGCCACGUUUGCCCUCCCCGAGGUCAAGCGCGGGGUUGUCGCACUCGGCGGCGCCCUGCCUAGACUCGUGAGGACCGUCGGUAGGCCGAGGGCCAUGGAGAUGGCCCUGACCGGACGCACCGUCUCGGCCGCCGAGGCGAGGGAAUGGGGCAUCGUCAAUGCCGUGACCGACGACGCCCCCGUCGACGCCGACAUCCUCGACAGGCCGGUCGUCAAGAAGGCUCUGGAAUAUGCCACCGAGAUCUGCAACAACAGCCCCGACAGCGUCAUCAUCACCCGCGCGGGUAUUGUCCAAGGUUGGGACGAUGGGAGCGCCGAACAUGCCACCCAGACCACCAUCGACAUUUAUUCGACCAGACUUCACGAGGGAGAGAACAUCCACGAGGGCGUCCGGGCAUUUGUAGAGAAGCGGGCUCCAAGAUGGGUCCCAAGCAAAUUGUAG
Fonsecaea monophora is the source of this 879-nucleotide messenger RNA. RefSeq lists its product as hypothetical. Gene Ontology annotation, biological process: fatty acid beta-oxidation. Bases 1 to 879 code for a protein of 292 amino acids. The transcript has a single exon. The record is from RefSeq and is a predicted model, not a curated record. Gene Ontology annotation, molecular function: enoyl-CoA hydratase activity. Lineage: Eukaryota; Fungi; Ascomycota; Eurotiomycetes; Chaetothyriales; Herpotrichiellaceae. Gene Ontology annotation, cellular component: mitochondrion.